Molecule: messenger RNA, 722 nt
Organism: Humulus lupulus (European hop)
Lineage: Eukaryota; Viridiplantae; Streptophyta; Magnoliopsida; Rosales; Cannabaceae
Product: phospholipid-transporting ATPase 2-like
Exons: 6
Coding region: 48-722 (224 amino acids)
Biological process (GO): phospholipid translocation
Cellular component (GO): plasma membrane
Molecular function (GO): nucleotide binding; ATPase-coupled intramembrane lipid carrier activity
Source: RefSeq, a predicted model, not a curated record
UUGAGUACAUUUUGACUGACAAAACUGGUACUCUAACAGAAAAUAAGAUGAUCUUUAGAAGGUGUUGUAUCAGUGGCAUUUUCUAUGGAAAUGAGACAGGAGAUGCCUUAAAAGAUGCAAGGUUGCUCAAUGCUGUUGCAAGCGGUUCUCCUGAUGUUAUACGGUUCCUUACAAUAAUGGCAAUAUGUAAUACAGUAAUACCAGUACAGAGCAAAAGUGGUGCUAUCAUGUACAAGGCGCAGUCCCAGGAUGAGGAUGCACUUGUCCAAGCUGCUGCUCAAUUCCAUAUGGUUUUCUUCAAUAAAAGUGGAAAUAUUCUUGAGAUCAAGUUCAAUGCUUCUACACUUCGAUAUGAGGUUUUGGAAACUCUGGAGUUUACUUCGAAUAGGAAAAGAAUGUCAAUUGUGGUGAAGGAUUGCCAGAAUGGGAAUAUUAUUAUUUUAUCAAAGGGUGCAGAUGAAGCAAUUCUUCCGUAUGCAAGUGCUGGGCAGCAGACAAGGACAUUUAUUGAAGCUGUGGAACAAUAUGCUCAAUUAGGUCUUCGUACACUUUGUCUUGCUUGGCGUAUUUUGGAGGAAGAUGAGUAUCAAGAAUGGUCUUCGAUGUUUAAAGAGGCCAGUAGUACAGUGGUUGAUAGAGAGUGGAGACUAGCUGAGGUCUGUCAAAGAUUAGAACGUGAUCUUGUGAUCCUUGGUGUUACCGCAAUAGAAGACCGUUUAUAG